AUGUCCCAAAAUGUGAAAGAAGAAAUCUUAUUGCAGAUUCCCGGUUGCAAAGUCCAUCUCAUCGAUGAAUCUGAACAGGUUGAGCUCGCCUCUGGGGAGUUCAAGCUUGUAAAAGUUUCAUCAGACAACAAGAUGACUCUCGAGAUGAUCGUCAGAGUCGGACUUGACCUUCAAUGGCCGGUGGUCAAAGAUCAUACGUUGGUGAAAGUCAACGCUCGUGAAUACCUCUUCACGCUUCCGGUGGAAGACAGCGAUCGACUUAGGUAUGGAGUUACUUUCUCCGGCGAAGACGGAGACGUAGUGAAUAGCCUUGAGUUUCUAGAAGGUUUCAUGAGGGAGAAUUCUUGUUUCUCAUCUUUGAGUUCGAGUAAGAACAACAAUGAAAUUGAUUGGAAAGAGUAUUCUCCGAAGGCUGGAGAAUACAAAAGCGUUGUGGCCAAGGCCAUAGCCGGAGGAACAGGGCAUAUCAUCAAAGGGAUCUUCGCUUGUAGCAAUUCUUACUCUAAGAAGGUUCACAAGGGAGGAAGUGAGAUAAAGAUUAGAAAAGAGACCGAGGAAAAGAGUGGGGAUGCAUCAGAAAGUAAUGAAGCUGACAAGAAUGGAACUGAUAAGAAGAAUAAAUUGAACACAAAUCUUCAACGAGUUGAGAAAAUGUGGAAUGCGAGCGAGUCCAUAGGAGCCACAGUCUUAGACGGUGAAGGCAUGGUGAGUGGUAUAAUGAUAGCUCCGGUGGUUAAGUCCAAGUUAGGGAAGGCGUUGUUAUCCACUGCUCCCGGAGAGGUUUUCUUGGCUUCGCUUGAUUCUUUUAAUAAAAUACUCGGUGCUGCUGAAGCUGCAGAGAUACAAGCUCACUCUGCCUCAUCUAUGGCCGCUACUAAACUUAUGAGUAAGAGUUUUGGAGAAAAGGCCGGAAAAACCACCGGAAAAGUGCUGGAAACAACGGGCAGCUUAGGCCGAACCGCAUGGAAGAUUCAAAAAGCUCUCGAGCCGUCUUUUUCCUUGGCAUCAGAGAUUGCCAAAAAUGCUCCGAGACAGUAA
Molecule: messenger RNA, 1038 nt
Organism: Microthlaspi erraticum
Lineage: Eukaryota; Viridiplantae; Streptophyta; Magnoliopsida; Brassicales; Brassicaceae
Source: the annotation of a GenBank genome assembly